Messenger RNA from Rubroshorea leprosula, 2771 nucleotides. Lineage: Eukaryota; Viridiplantae; Streptophyta; Magnoliopsida; Malvales; Dipterocarpaceae. The record is from the annotation of a GenBank genome assembly.
AUGAAUUCACAUUAAAUUAUUAUAAAAAAUUUUAAAAAUUGAAAAUAUGUUAUCAAAUUCUUUGAGCUUCUAUCCUUUUAAAUGCUAAAAACAAAUUUUUUAAAAAGAAAGUUAAAAAUUCUCCAAAUAAAAAAGUUUUGAAAGAUUAAAAGGGAAACUGUAAGUACUAAAUUUUUAAAGAUUGAAUAUGAAUUUGCAAACGACCCUAGAGUUUGAGGACCUUAAGUUUGCAUACCGAGAAUAAUAUUUACCGCUCUAUGUCCUAACGAUCCUAAAAUAAUGAAAGAGAAACAGCAUUCAGUUCAUCUCUCCCAUCUCCUCCUUCUUCCUCCUCCCUCCUCCCUCCAUUUCUCCCCUUUCCUUUCUUUCUGCAAAAACGAAAACAACCAAAGAAACAGAAAGAAAACGGUUCUCAUCAUGCAUGCAAGAAAAUGGAAGAGACAAACUAAACAAGGGAUAGGAAGGGAGAGAGAAGAGAAGGGAUAGUCCCUCUAACAGGGGAAGAAAGUAAUUCAAUCCCCAUUCUUGAUAUCGAUGCGAUCCUCAAUCCUUAAUUUUCAGAAUUUGGUAACUUUAUUCUUAAUUUCUCUCAUGUUCUCCGCAUUCGUCUCUUCCUCCUCCUCCGAUUAUCUUCUAUGCGGAACCGCUUCUAAUCGUUCGUUCGGCCAACUCGUCGACAACGUUCGGAGAGUCAUGGGGGUUUUAUCGGAAUUAGUCCGAUCCCAAUCCUGGGGAGCUUUCUCAACUCCCAAACCACAGUACCAAGUCUUCGGAUUAGGGCAAUGUUAUGGACAUCUCUCCAGGGAGGAUUGCGAUCUUUGUUUCAAUGAUGCAUCAGCAAAGCUCCAAACUUGCCUUCCCGCCUCCUCCGGUCGUGUCUACCUCGACGGUUGCUUCCACCGGUAUGACACUUACAGUUUCUACCACGAAACCCUUGAUCCGGCUUCUGAUAACGUGACGUGUGGGUCGCCGACGGGUGCCCUGAAUGAUAGCUAUAUGUAUCAGGAUUUUCAGAGUAAGCUGAAUCAAGUGAUUUUCAAUGUCACAAGGAAGGCGCUGAGGAAUAAUGGGUUUGCAGCGACGGAGGUGAAAGGCGGGGUGCUGACCGUCUACGCAUUGGCGCAGUGUUGGAAGACAUCUGACGCCAACCACUGCAAGGAGUGUCUCAACAGCGCCGGAGUGCGGCUAAAAAAGUGUGCCCCCGGUGCUGAAGGCAGGGCCAUGUUUGCCGGCUGUUAUAUGAGAUAUUCCACCAAUAGAUUCUUUAAACAAAGCGUAGAAUCAGAAGGGAAUGUGAAUUGGCUGAUUGCAGUAGUGGUCUUAUCAGCAAUGAUCUUCACUGUUCUUGCUGCUUUUGGUGCUUUUAUAGGGUAUAAGAGAUUGUCACAAAGAAAGAAAGGGCUAGGUGAUCUAGAACGAUUCCCGGGUAGGAGUGGUUUGAAUUACAAUUAUGAAGUGCUUGAAAAGGCAACGGAGUUUUUUAAUGAGUCCAGGAAAUUAGGCCAAGGAGGAUGUGGUUCUGUGUUUAAGGGGAUCCUCCCCAAUGGGAAGACUGUUGCAGUCAAAAGAUUGGUCUUUAAUACACGGCAAUGGGUGGAUCAGUUCUUUAAUGAAGUGAAUUUGAUCAGUGGAAUUCAACACAAGAACCUAGUAAGGCUUCUAGGUUGCAGUAUUGAAGGUCCAGAAAGUCUUCUUGUUUACGAAUAUGUAACUAAUAGAAGUCUUGAUCAAAUCAUUUUCGUUAAGAAUACAAUACAUAUUUUAAGCUGGCAGCAGCGGUUCAACAUUAUAUGUGGAACAGCUGAGGGGCUAGCUUAUCUUCAUGGUGGUUCUGGGGUGAAAAUCAUCCAUAGAGACAUAAAAACCAGCAAUAUUCUACUUGACGAGAAUCUUACUCCAAAGAUUGCUGAUUUUGGACUUGCUCGUUGCAUUGCUCCAGACAAAUCCCAUGUUAGUACCGCAAUUGCAGGAACAUUGGGAUACUUGGCUCCUGAGUAUCUUGUUCGGGGUCAACUAACUGAGAAGGCAGAUGUUUAUGCUUUUGGGGUUCUGGCUCUGGAAGUUGCAACUGGCAGGAAAAACAGUGUUUUCUCACAAGGGUCAAGUUCGAUUUUAUACUCGGUUUGGAAACAUUAUAAGGCCAACACUCUAACACAAGCCAUUGAUGCUGGUUUACAAGGAAGAUUCAAUGAAAAAGAGGCAUCGGUUGUGCUUCAAGUUGGGCUUCUCUGCACUCAGGCUUCAGCACCACUAAGACCGGAAAUGUCUGAAAUAGUUCAAAUGCUAACCAUUGAAGAUUACACAAUCCCUUCUCCACAACAACCUCCAUUCUUGAAUGCUAGUGUGCUAAGUGCAGAUGACAAUACUAGCAGUUCUCUUAUAGAAAGAUCGUCCUUAGAGGAGCAAGGAAUAGACCCGGUGUCCUCUAGUUACAGUCAUGAGUCUGCCACCGUGACAAGUCCUCAAUCAAAAGGUCAUAAAGCAAUCGAAGCAUCAUCGCCAAGAUAGCUCGUAUUCUGUAACUUCGGUGAGGUAGGAUUUCGAGUUGAAGCUAAUUGCAUUUGGAGAAUUUUGUUCGGCAUUACAUGAAGGAGGUUGUUUUCUCAUGUAGGAAGGGUUAGUGACACUUGAUUUUUUCUUUUUCUUUGAGAUACAGAGGGGAGGAUACUUCUAGUUCUUCUUUCUUCUUUAUCUGAGGGGAAUUGUAUUUCCUCCCCUUUGUUGGAUACGUGUAGUUUGUACACACAAGUUAAUGAAACUAUUUAAUUUGU